AUGCACAUCCACGACGUACUUAUUGUUGGCGGCGGGCCAGCUGGUUUAGCAAUAGCAGCACGACUCCGUGAACAGACACCAUCAGCAACCUUCACAGAUGAUGAGCACCAACGGUACCAUUGGAUCCGGAAACAUGGCCGGAAGAUGAACAUCAAAAACUACCGAACAAAUAAGGACUCAUUGCCAACGCCACCCUCAACCCCUGGUAACUCAGACUGUGGUUGCGACCAUGAGACAUCAUCCGAGGAAGCAAUAGAUAUGCUGGUCCUUGAUGCAGAUGGAGCAGACUGGAUGUCCAGAUGGAAACGCCUGUUCAAGACUUUCCACAUUGAUUAUCUCCGAAGUCCAAUGUUCUUCCACGUUGAUCCCGCCGAUCGCGAUGCACUGCUCGGGUACACGUACGAGAAGGAGAGGGAAAAGGACAUCCAAGCCCUACCUGGCGUUGCCGGAAAGGAAGUUAGCAAGCACAAAAAGAAGAGGAACCUGAAGUCGCAAGGUCGAUUUCUAGGUCGCACACCAGAUGUUGAUGAAAGGGAUCGAAAAGACUACUUUGUACCGCGUACCGAUCUGUUUGACGCACAUUGCGAAGAGGUCGUCGAAAGAUACCGGCUUGGCAAGGAUCUGUUGAGGAAAGAGAGCGUCGUGGACAUUGAAUACGACGAGAUCUCGAAGUUUGACGAGGCAGAGUUCGGAAGUGUCAUCUCCGAUAGUGCGAUGGUGGAUGAGAAGAAAGUGUUCCGAGUCGAAACAGACCAAGGCGUAUGCUUCGCACACCUAGUUAUUCUGGCUAUUGGUCCUGGAAAUACGCCAUCAAUACCCUCCGUUCCUGGUCUACCUGCUCAACGUCCACACGAAGGAUUCGCCCACGCGAUGCAGAUCAAGCAGUUUCCACCACCUCAUGUAACAGCUAAAAUCAAGGCUCGCCAGUCGACCAGCAUGCUCAUCGUCGGUGGCGGUUUGACGAGCAUCCAACUCGCAGAUUUGGCGAUCAAACGGGGCGUCAACAAAGUAUGGAUGCUCAUGCGUGGACCACUAAAGGUGAAGCACUUCGACGUAGACCUAGAGUGGGUUGGCAAGUUCCGGAACUUCAAGCAAGCCGAAUUCUGGACGGCAGAUACAGACGAAGAGCGCUUUGAGAUGAUAGUGCAAGCCCGCAACGGAGGCAGUAUGACACCGCGGUACCGGAAGAUUCUUGAUAUGCAUAUCGCGCACGGGAAGAUCGAGCUCCAUACUUAUACCAAACUUCAAUCCGUAUCAUGGGAACAGUUCUCAAAAACAUGGGCCUGUGAGGUCUCUUCGACAGAAUCAAUCCUCAAGCUCCCGCCUGUCGACUACAUGGUCUUUGCAACCGGUAUCCAGUCCGACAUCCGCACCAUCCCCUAUCUUCAAAACAUCCAACAACAAUAUCCAAUUAAGUAUGUGGGAGGCUUACCAUGCCUGAAUGAAGACCUGAUGUGGAAUGACGAUGUUCCCCUGUUCGUGACAGGACGACUGGCCGGAUUGAGACUUGGGCCUGGAGCACCGAACCUGGUCGGAGCAAGAGUAGGCGCUGAAAGGAUUGCUUGGAACGUGGAUGCCGCCCUCAAGAAACUGGGCAAGCCCAUUAAUGAUGCGCAAGACGAGAGCGAUGACGAUAGUGACGACGAGAAGAUGGCUGCUUAUGCUGCAGCAAGGGACAAUCGAUUCGAUAGUUUGUUCAAGUUAGACGAUGCGGCAGCCUAG
This is a messenger RNA of Alternaria atra, 1722 nucleotides long. RefSeq lists its product as uncharacterized. The transcript is spliced from 2 exons. The record is from RefSeq and is a predicted model, not a curated record. Bases 1 to 1722 code for a protein of 573 amino acids. NCBI's taxonomy places the organism in Eukaryota, Fungi, Ascomycota, Dothideomycetes, Pleosporales, Pleosporaceae.